AUGGUCUUUCAGCCUGCACGUAUUGACAAAUUGGACUUUGACGUGGAAAAUGCGGACGCGAUUGCCGACUUCCUGCUUGCAUCCAGCGCACUGGCAAAGCGCGAUCUUUUGCAUUUCAACGGAUUCGUCUUUAAUGACAUUGCUCAGAAUGUCAACGGACAGCGUUGGAAGAAGCUAACUCCAUGGAGGCAGGAUGCGUUGAGCUCGCUGGACCAGCUUGCGUCUGAGGCGUCUGCCAUUGCGUUGGCCUUUUCUUGUUCCACGUGA
Molecule: messenger RNA, 267 nt
Organism: Spirometra erinaceieuropaei
Lineage: Eukaryota; Metazoa; Platyhelminthes; Cestoda; Diphyllobothriidea; Diphyllobothriidae
Source: the annotation of a GenBank genome assembly